AUGUCAAUGCCAUCUACACCGAGAUGGCCUGCAGAUGAGACUGGUGUGCCUGAGAUAGUCGGUGAUGAGUGCUUCGGAGACUUGGCGGACAAACUGUGCCAAUUUUUUGAGCAUACUAUCAAGACGCCGCAUACAUUCGAAGACUUACGUAGAUCGCAAGAAGGGAAGGCCCUCCAGCCUCUCAUCCUACAUCUGUCCACCCAAGUCGAUCACCCUGCCCUCGUAUCCGCUCUCCUAGCUUUAAAAGGGCAUUUCUCAGCCUUGGAGGAAGCCAGCGAUGAACCGGGUGUGAACGAGGCGCGAGGUUAUGCAUGCGAAUUCGUUGCCUGGCAAUUCUUGACGAGCCUAAAAGAGGCAGAUGUCAUCGAGUCUCUGCUAGUGGAACUCCCGCCUGCAACGGCUCCGAGCACCCCAGAUGCAUCGAACGGCCAUCACAUGUACGAGGACGGACGCGACACUAUACAUGCGGACGAGCGAUCGCCUCUACUGCCGAUAUCCAACGGCGAUUACUUUGGCCACAGCGACUCUUCUAGAUCUCGCUUCGGGUGGUUGAUGUCGCAAUGCGAGAAUCUCAGUGCGCUGGAGCUUGCGACUGUAUCCGGUGCAAAGAAGUUCCUAUCGCAGAGACCGGUCCAGAAAAUUAUCAAUGGCUUGUGGAAGGGCGACAUCGUGUUUUGGGAGACCCUCAGUCUACACUCGGAGAAGAAACCGAAAAAGUACAAUCGGAAACAGGCCGACCCAUUCUCUCGCCUACGUGUCCCACUGUACCUAAAGAUAUUCGAGACGCUGUUCUUUGCGGCAUUCUUGGGGCUGUACUAUGCAGUGUUGGUGCAGCGCAACAACACCAGGGUGACCAUUCCUGAAAUACUGCUCUACGUGUGGAUCGCCAGCUUCGCAUACGACGAGUUCGCAGACUGGCUUGAUGCGGGGCAAACUUCAUUCUACGCUUCGGACUUUUGGUGGACCUGGGACAUUAGCAUUGUCGUGGUAGGCUUGGUUUUCUGCAUUAUGAGAAUCGUUGGGUUAACUACAGCCAACGCUGCCACCAUCGACCUCGCGUAUGACGUUCUUGGACUAGAGGCUCUCUUCCUCGUGCCGCGCAUCUUUGCUCUCUUGAGUCUCAAUCGUUACUUUGGAACCCUCAUUCCAUGCCUCAAGGAGAUGACCAAGGAUUUCGUUAAGUUUCUGUCCCUUGUAGUCAUUUUGUACCUAGGUAAGCCACUCGAUAUCCAAGCAGCUGUAUUCAUGCUCACCGGUAAAACAGGAUUCUUGACUACUUUCGUACUGCUAGCUCGCGAUAGCAGGUUUAAUCCCAAGCAGAUGGCAAGUUGUUCCAUCGGGGUCACUGACGCGCAAUCUGCUGACUCGUACAUCCUAGAGUUGGAUUCUAAUUAA
Alternaria atra is the source of this 1395-nucleotide messenger RNA. RefSeq lists its product as uncharacterized. The coding region runs from base 1 to 1395 and encodes 464 amino acids. The transcript has 3 exons. The record is from RefSeq and is a predicted model, not a curated record. Lineage: Eukaryota; Fungi; Ascomycota; Dothideomycetes; Pleosporales; Pleosporaceae.